UAAGCAAUUGACAUUCAGCCAGCCAGCCAGUCAGUCAUGCAUCUUAUCAGAGCACUCAACAUUGCAUGAGGACGGGUCAGUCAGAUUCCCGCGCCAACCCCUCACCUCACAGGAGGCCUCCCUUAGACACCCGUAAUAUUUCUCCCGCCAAUCGUCGCAAUCAAUGUUCUUUCCCGUUUGCGAAGAGCAGCCGAGCCCCGCUGCCUGACCGGCUCUUGCACUCGUGUUCCGAGGCAGAAAACCUUCCUGGAAAGACGAGGACAACACUUUGGUACCCAUGGACAUAUCCAUGUGUCUCCUCGUGGAUGUACCUCAUGGGCGGCGGCCUCCUCUUCGCCGCAGGAGCACUCGUUGAACAUGCACGCCUUCCGCAGAUCCAAGAGCACUGGCUGCAGUCUUGUGGCGCUUCCGCUGUGGUAGUGUUGUGCUGUCUCAUUGAGUAUCCCGAUGCAGGCGUCUCCAGUCACAAUGCCAAAGCCCUGGCCGACUAAGAACUCUGUCAGAGAAGCCGACAGACUUGAAACGGGCGGCUCUUCCUCGGUCGAAUUCUGCAAUGCCAUGCCAAGAAAGAUACGAAGCUCAAUCAUCAUUUUCUCGUGAGCUCACCUCAAGGGCGCUGCAUGACGUCAGGCACCCCAGAACAAAGAAGGAGACAAUGAAGGGGCACAUGUCGUUCUGAGACUGGGGGGAAG
Molecule: messenger RNA, 692 nt
Organism: Vitrella brassicaformis
Lineage: Eukaryota; Vitrellaceae
Source: the annotation of a GenBank genome assembly